Glycine soja is the source of this 1811-nucleotide messenger RNA. RefSeq names its product allantoinase-like. Gene Ontology annotation, molecular function: zinc ion binding; cobalt ion binding; allantoinase activity. NCBI's taxonomy places the organism in Eukaryota, Viridiplantae, Streptophyta, Magnoliopsida, Fabales, Fabaceae. Gene Ontology annotation, biological process: purine nucleobase catabolic process; allantoin catabolic process. The transcript has 16 exons. The record is from RefSeq and is a predicted model, not a curated record. Bases 48 to 1586 code for a protein of 512 amino acids. Gene Ontology annotation, cellular component: cytoplasm.
AUGAAAUUAUAAAAGGAGAGAGAGCACAAUUGUGGUGAUGGUGAGAAAUGGAGCAUUUUGUUUGGAGGGUGUUGCCUUUGCUCACAAUCCUCAUUUCCUUAGUAGUAUUCUUCUACUUGCAGGAUUCUUACAGGGCCCAUUUGCAUCCUCUCGUAAAGUUCCCGCGGAAUAAGUGCAGCCUUCUUCCCCAUCGUCAUUUCUGGAUAACCAGCAAACGCAUUGUGACCCCACAAGGGAUCAUUUCUGGUUCAGUGGAGAUAAAUGAAGGGAAAAUAAUAUCUGUCAUCGAGGGAUAUAGUAAGCAGGGGAAGUCUAAGCAAGAAAAAAUAAUUGAUUAUGGAGAUGCUGUUGUCAUGCCUGGCUUGAUUGAUGUGCACGUACAUCUUGAUGAGCCAGGAAGAACUGCAUGGGAAGGAUUUGAUACUGGUACCAGAGCUGCUUCUGCUGGUGGUGUAACAACAGUGGUUGACAUGCCUCUAAACAAUCACCCUACAACUGUGUCUAAGGAAACACUGAAACUUAAGCUUGAAGCUGCAGAGAAUAAAAUCUAUGUUGAUGUUGGAUUUUGGGGAGGCCUAAUCCCUGAAAAUGCACAUAAUACAAGUAUUCUUGAAGGUCUCCUAAGUGCCGGUGUUCUCGGUUUGAAGUCUUUUAUGUGUUCUUCGGGAAUUAGUGACUUUCCUUUGACUACUAUUCACCAUAUCAAGGAGGGAUUGUCUGUGUUAGCAAAAUAUAGAAGGCCUUUACUUGUGCAUUCUGAGAUUCAACAACAUUCUAAAAAACAUUUGGAGCUUAAUGAUAAAGGUGGUCCGCGUGCUUACUUGACCUAUCUCCACACUAGGCCACCUUCAUGGGAGGAAGCAGCCAUUAAAGAACUUGUAGGUGUUACGAAGGACACAAGAAAAGGUGGUCCUUUAGAAGGAGCACAUGUUCACAUUGUCCACUUGUCUGAUUCAAGUGCUUCCUUAGAUCUGAUUAAGGAAGCAAAAAGUCGUGGUGACAGCAUAAGUGUUGAGACUUGUCCCCAUUACUUAGCUUUCUCAUCUGAAGAGAUACCAAAUGGAGAUACUCGUUUUAAGUGUUCCCCGCCCAUUCGUGAUGCUUAUAACAGAGAAAAAUUAUGGGGGGCUGUAUUAGAGGGACACAUUGACCUAUUAAGUUCUGAUCAUUCACCAACUGUGCCUCAACUCAAGCUUCUGGAGGAGGGUGACUUCUUGAAGGCUUGGGGUGGUGUAACAUCUUUGCAGUUUGAUCUUCCAGUGACGUGGUCUUAUGGGAAGAAACAUGGACUAACUCUAGAACAGUUGUCGUUAUUGUGGAGCAAGAAACCUGCAACACUUGCGGGGUUAGAAUCAAAAGGGGCCAUUGCAGUUGGAAACCAUGCAGAUAUUGUAGUUUGGAAACCAGAGGUGGAGUUUGACCUGAAUGAAGAUUAUCCUGUUUUCCUUAAACAUCCUAGCCUCUCUGCUUACAUGGGAAGAAGGUUAUCAGGAAAAGUUUUGGAGACUUUUGUUAGAGGAAACCUUGUGUUUAAGAAAGGAAAGCAUGCUCAUGCAGCCUGUGGUGUUCCAAUUCUAGCCAAAUGAAUUAGUUAAAUAUUGGCAGGUUUCUUUCAGAUGCUAGUUUCUUUGGGGCACAAUAAGAGAUGGGAAGUAGCUGCCGGCAUCGGCCAUUGACCUAGCAUUCUCCUUCUCAUAGACUAGUGCAUACCAUGUAUUAUUGCAGUUUGGAUGUUUGGAUAGUGACACUAAUGUCAUACUUGAAUGUAUAUGUAGAUUAUAAUUUUACAAAUUCUAAAGUUUCUUUCUUAA